AUGGCCCCCGAAAAGUCAAGCCCUUAUGCCUUACUCGCCCCUCCUACGGAUGGCAAAACGCCUAACCAGCACGAGCUCGUGGAUGAUCAGGGCGAUCCCGAGCACCCAGCGAACUUGAUCCCGACGCUCUGCCAGAACUUUUACAAGCUCGGAUGGGUCACGUAGGUCGCUACCAUAGCUUGGAGGUGCGUAGACGAUUGCUGAUGGUGUUCCUUCCUCCACAGUGGCACUGGAGGAGGUAUUUCGAUCCGACAAGGGUUCGUUCCAUCCUGCACACUUCGCCAGCAGCGAUCAGCUCCAAAUGACGUCGCGAAGAGACAUCCAACCCAAGCUGACCCCAACACGGCGCACCAUCACAGAGAGAAAGUCUACCUCGCCCCCUCCGGAGUCCAAAAGGAGCGGAUCCAACCCCAAGACAUAUUCGUACUCACCCUUUCGACGCGCUCCUUCCUCCGCUGGCCGGUCCACAAACCGCUCAAGCAAUCGGCUUGCACGCCCUUGUUCUACAAUGCGUACGAGUUGAGAAACGCGGGGGCGUGCAUUCAUACCCAUAGUCAACAUGCGGUCAUGGCGACGCUGCUUUGGAAAGGGAAUGAGUUUAGAGUCUCGCACCAGGUCAGCCGCGGGGAGGAGUUUUCUCAUGUCUCCGAGCUCGGUAUACGGUCGGAAUGACAGACCGUCGCGAGGAAAAUUCUGGGGUUUCGACCAUCUGCCUCACAAAUCGGCGAAAAUUAUGUGUUCCGUGUGGAAGUCUAACUUCAUGCGGUCAUUCACACCCCCAGGAAAUGAUCAAGGGCAUGCGCAUCAGCGGGACCGGCUCAGCAUUAAGCUACCUCGAUACCCUGAUCAUCCCCAUUAUCGAGAACACACCGGACGAGGAAGAUCUGAGGGAGGGGAUGGAAGAGGUACGUCACAGACCAUGACUUCGUCGCAUUCCGCUGCUCCUACUUCUCAGUAUGCCAGGACCGCUCACGAGCGAAUUUUCCUCGAUACCGCCUACGCAACUCGCUGCGAACUUUGCUCUACUGUCACUUGUCACAGGCAAUGAGGAAAUACCCCGACGCUGUGAGUCGUAUAUUGGACCGAACUAGCCGUCCAAUAAACAGUCCAUGCUCAUACUUGCGACUCUUCUCGACAGCCGGCCGUCCUCGUCCGAAGGCAUGGCACGUAUUCUUGGGGGGCAGGUCAGUCAUGACUUUCACGACUAAAGAACCCCCAGCGUAUGCUGAUACUUCUCGAAUUCCUGCUGGGGAGAUUGGGAAAAGGCCAAGGCGCAAGCAGAGUGCCUCGAUUAUCUGUUGGAGGUGGCGGUCAAGAUGAAGUUGGCCGGCAUGGAUACCGUUGGCCUGUAA
Molecule: messenger RNA, 1352 nt
Organism: Microbotryum saponariae
Lineage: Eukaryota; Fungi; Basidiomycota; Microbotryomycetes; Microbotryales; Microbotryaceae
Source: the annotation of a GenBank genome assembly